GUGAGUCCUGAAUCCUUGGCUUCUCUAAUUGCACUUGAUUUCAUGGCAAAUACUGUUGAGAUGAAGUUUUACCUCCUAUUUGUCACCCUCGCUAUCUGCAUUCAGCAGAAGCAUGUCUUCACUUUUGAAAGUGAUCAAGUUUUGUGGGCCCUCCCACGAUCAGACAGACAAGUUGAAUUCCUUCAGAAUUUAACCACCAACUUUGAGGUUGUUCUUUGGAAACCUGAUUCAGCUGAAAAUAUUAUGAAGAACAAGGAAGUCCAUUUCUAUGUCAAUGUAUCCGAUAUAGAUGAUGUGAAAGCUGAGCUAAACCGAUCUACCAUCCGAUACAAAGUUUUAAUGGACAAUGUUCAAGGGCUCAUCGAACAACAAACUGUCAAUGACACAGUCAGCCCCCGCAGUUCUGCAUCCUACUAUCAACAAUAUCACUCUCUGAAUGAAAUAUAUGCUUGGAUGGAAGCUAUAACUGAGAUGAAUGCUGAUAUGCUCCAGAAAAUAUAUAUUGGAUCCUCAUUUGAGAAACGCCCACUUUAUAUAUUGAAGCUUUCUAAGAGAGACGGAAUACCAAAAGGUGCCAUAUGGAUUGACUGUGGAAUCCAUGCAAGGGAAUGGAUUGCUCCUGCUUUCUGCCUUUGGUUCGUAGGACAUGCAACCCAGUUCCAUGUGAAAGAUCCAAUUAUGGCAAGACUUCUGCGGCAUCUUGAUUUCUACGUCAUGCCUGUGAUGAAUGUAGAUGGCUAUGAAUACACGUGGACCACUAAUCGGAUGUGGAGGAAGAGCCGCUCACGGCAUGGAAACAACAGGUGCAUUGGUACUGACAUGAACAGGAAUUUUGAUGCAGGCUGGUGUGGUAAAGGUGCCUCUCAUGAUGAUUGUCGUGAGAUAUACUGUGGGCCCUACCCUGAGUCUGAACCAGAAGUAAAAGCUGUGGCUAAUUUUCUCCAAAAGAAUAAAAAUCACAUUAAGGCAUAUAUAACUAUGCACUCUUACUCACAGAUGGUUCUGUUUCCAUAUUCCUAUACUGAGAAUAAAAGUAAAGACCAUGAUGAGCUGUUAUCUGUGGCAAACAGAGUGGCUGAUGUUAUCAGAACAACAACUCACAAAAUUUAUGAAUCUGGCCCUGGCGCACAAACUAUCUAUUUAGCUCCUGGAGGUUCAGAUGACUGGGCUUAUGACCUUGGCAUUAAGUAUUCGUUUACCUUUGAACUUCGGGACAAAGGAACACAUGGAUUUUUGCUCCCUACAAAUCUAAUUAAACCCACUUGUAUUGAAGCACUUAGUGGUAUCAAAAUAAUAGCUUUACACGUUCUCAACAAUAUUUAAUGUACAAUAUUUUAAAUAUGGCAUAUCACAGCUUUAGCUGGUAAUUUACAUGUUCUUGACUGGCAGUGGUAUUCACUGAAGUGUGCAUCUUUUUAGUUUGCAAAAAUAAAAGGAAUGAAUUACUGCUUUA
Pelodiscus sinensis (Chinese soft-shelled turtle) is the source of this 1453-nucleotide messenger RNA. RefSeq names its product carboxypeptidase B2 (gene CPB2). Gene Ontology annotation, molecular function: metallocarboxypeptidase activity; zinc ion binding. The record is from RefSeq and is a predicted model, not a curated record. Gene Ontology annotation, biological process: fibrinolysis; proteolysis. Lineage: Eukaryota; Metazoa; Chordata; Testudines; Trionychidae.